ACAAUGAUUGAGGUGUCCUGAGAAAAACAAUGACUUUUUAGUUAUAUUACCAAUACAGUGAAUUAGUAUUUUGAUUUAAAUAUUUGAUUUUGUUUUGUUUAACUUCUGUCUGCAAGAAAUAAGUUCACUUGUUAAAGAAGACUGAAUACACUGAUUUUAAGUCGGAAAGCAAAGUUUGACUGUCUUCAUUUUCUUCACCCACGCCUCCAAAGCUCCGAGAGAAAAGCUCCCGACCUCUCAAGACAUCACCACAGUCAGCAAGUUUCGCUCUGAUGUGUUUUUGUUGGAGUCAGUCGUCAUAACUGGUGUCAAUCAAAGCUGACUACAGCUGCCAAGAUACAAACUUCAGAGCAACCUACAGGAGGGGACGUAGCUGGGAGCAGGAGGCGGAGAGGCGUUGUUUCUUAUCAGCGCGCUGGAGGCGGGGCAGGACACUCUGACGAAACAAAUCCUUGCUUGGCUUCACCUGCAGGAAAUGGACAACAUGGAGGACUGUGUGGACAAGGACCAGUGCAGUAGAUAUAAAGGGCUCAUUCUAAGCUCUGCAGAACACCCACCACGGAAGAAAGGCUGAACAAGAGCGCUGAAGUUUGGCAAUAAGAUAAUGAAAGGAGGAGAACAUUGAGAAAGAAGACACGGAGCUGCCGGGAGAAACUGAAGAAAACAAAGAUGGAGUUGUGGCGGCAGUGUGCGAUGUGGUUAAUCGACUGUCGAGUUCUUCCCGAGAACCACCGGGUCACAUGGGAGGGGGCACAGGUGUGCGACCUGGCUCAGGCUUUGAGAGAUGGCGUGCUGCUCUGCCAGUUGCUCAACAACCUGCUGCCUCAGGCCGUCAACCUGAGAGAAAUCAACCUGCGUCCACAGAUGUCCCAGUUCCUGUGCCUGAAGAAUAUCCGGACGUUUCUGGGAGUUUGUCAGGAGAAGUUUCAUCUCAAAAAGAGUGAACUGUUUGAGGCCUUUGACCUGUUUGAUGUCCGAGACUUCGGAAAGGUUAUAGACACUUUGUCCAUUCUCUCCCAUUCACCCAUUGCUACACAAGGAAGACUCCAGCCUUUUCCUUUGGGUGGAUGCGCUCCGGAUGAUGAGAUCUACAGUGGCCUGUCUGACCAGAUAGAUGACACAGUGGACGAGGAUGAUGACUUGUACGACUUUGUGGAGGAUGAGGAGAACGAAGGAGACGAGAUCUAUGAAGACCUGAUGAGGACGGAUGAACAACCUGAAACUCAGCAGAAGACCGGGGUAGACAAACGGGAGUGCUGCCUGCAGGAGAUCAGACAGACAGAAGAGAAAUACACUGAUACACUGGAAUCUAUAUUACAGCACUUUAUGAAGCCUCUUCAAAAGUUUCUCCAGCCUCAAGACAUAGAGAGUAUCUUCAUCAACGUAGAGGAGUUGGCCAUCAUUCAUCGUAGUUUGUUAGAAGAGGUUCGGAGUUCUAUCCUAGAUUACGGAGCCAAGAACCUGUACCAGGUGUUUCUGAGCUACAAGGAGAAGCUCUUACUGUACGGUCGUUACUGCAGUCAGGUGGAAACGGCGACAAAACACCUGGACAAGCUUUCAAAUACAAGGGAGGACAUCAGAAUGAAACUGGAGGAGUGUUCGAACAGAGCAAAUAGUGGGCGUUUUUCUCUCAGAGAUUUACUCAUGGUUCCUAUGCAGAGGGUCCUCAAAUAUCACCUACUGUUGCAGGAGCUGGUGAAGCACACCACAGACCCUGCAGAGAAGGACAAUCUUCGUUCAGGUCUUGAUGCCAUGAGAGACUUGGCGCAGUGUGUGAAUGAGGUGAAGCGAGACAAUGAGAUCAUCAGACAGAUCACCACCUUCCAGUUGUCCAUAGAAAACAUGACUCAGUCUCUAGCUUUUUACGGUCGCCCGAAGAUCGACGGUGAGCUGAAGAUCUGCAGCCCAGAGAAAAAGUCUAAACAGGACAGGUAUGCAUUCCUCUUCGAUAAGGCCAUGUUUAUCUGUAAGAAGAAGAGCGGAGAGACAUUUGAGCUAAAGGAGAUCAUUGAACUACAGCACUACCAGAUACGAGACGAAACCACAGGAGAAAAGGACAAUAAGAAGUGGUCCUAUUUGUUCCUUCUGCUGGACUGCUAUGGGAGGUGUGGAUACGAUUUAUUCUUCAAAACCAGAGAGCUGAAGAAGAAAUGGCUGGAACAGUUUGAGAUGGCACUGUCGAAUAUGUGUCCAGAUAACUCCACGGCCAACAACCAUGACUUCCAGAUGCACUGCUUCGAGGAAACCACCUCCUGCAAGGCCUGCUCGAUGCUGUUGAGAGGAAUAUUUUUCCAGGGCUAUCGCUGCACUCGCUGUAAAAUGGCAGCACAUAAAGAGUGUUUAGGCAGAGUCUCUGCUUGUGGUCGAAACUCAGAUCAUGCUGGUACUGUAAGGAAGACUAAAACACAGAGGUCCUCCGGACAUUCCAACGUUGAUCUCCCUCCUCAAAACAUCUCCUCCUCGCUCUCGGCUUCAGGAUUUCCUAAGAUGGAGGUUUGUCAAGAGUAUUAUGGCUUGCCUCCGCCCCCAGUGGGCUUUGGCCAGCCACUUAACCUCUCCAAAGGGGACAUCGUUGAGCUGACCCGGGCAGAUGUCGACCUGCCAUGGUGGGAGGGAAGAAACCUAACUGUUGGUCAGAUGGGAUGGUUCCCCUGCCAAAAAGUUCAGCCGUACAUCUCUAGGCCGACCUCUGACCUGUCUGGCUUCAGCUGGUUCGCGGGAAAUAUGGACAGAACGGCUGCCAAAAACCUGCUGAUGUCCCGGUCUGAUGGGACGUUCCUUGUGCGGCAGAAAGACGGAGGAGAGUUUGCUAUCAGCAUCAAGUUCAACAUGGACAUCAGACACAUUAAGAUCACGUCCACUGACGGCCUGUACCGCAUUAAUGACAAGAAAGCGUUCAAGGGUUUAAUUGAGAUGAUUCAGUUUUAUCAGCAGAACUCUCUGAAGGAGUAUUUCAAGGAUGUGGACACCACGCUGUGUACGCCAUACAAACAACCUGAGCAAAGCAACUCGCCAAACAACACGCCAAACACCACGCCGAAUACCACACCAGGAGGCAGCAUGAGGAGUUUCGGCGUAGUGAGGGCCAGGUAUGACUUCUCAGCCAGAGACCGCUCCGAGCUGUCGCUGCGGGAAGGAGACACCAUCAAGAUCCUCUCCAAGAAAGGUCACAGUGGCUGGUGGAAAGGAGAGGUGUACGGCCGGGUGGGGUUCUUUCCAGCCAACUAUGUGGAGGAGGACUACUCUGACUACUGCUGACGUGGCUCCUGAGGAGAUGUGUAGACCCAUUUUUGGAGGUCUGUGCGAUUGCAUUAACCCAUAUGCACGAGUGUGGCUGUGUGCGUGUGAGAACGAUGCUGUUACUUGUGAUCCAAUGACUGUCUAGUGAUGUGAAUAAAACUUUUGUCCAGCCGA
Plectropomus leopardus (leopard coralgrouper) is the source of this 3414-nucleotide messenger RNA. It is a transcript of the gene vav1, whose product is annotated as vav guanine nucleotide exchange factor 1. Gene Ontology annotation, biological process: cell migration; intracellular signal transduction; regulation of GTPase activity. The record is from RefSeq and is a predicted model, not a curated record. Gene Ontology annotation, cellular component: cytoplasm. NCBI's taxonomy places the organism in Eukaryota, Metazoa, Chordata, Actinopteri, Perciformes, Serranidae. Gene Ontology annotation, molecular function: protein binding; guanyl-nucleotide exchange factor activity.